Messenger RNA from Polistes canadensis, 2009 nucleotides. Its product is annotated as spindle assembly checkpoint component MAD1-like. Bases 906 to 2009 code for a protein of 367 amino acids. The transcript is spliced from 4 exons. The record is from RefSeq and is a predicted model, not a curated record. NCBI's taxonomy places the organism in Eukaryota, Metazoa, Arthropoda, Insecta, Hymenoptera, Vespidae.
UUAUGGUUAAAAGGUAAAAAUAUUAAGGAUGCAAUUGAUCUUUGAUAAAUUUCAUUAUUUAGUAUUUCAGUAUUCGCACAAAGAUGGACGUAAAAAGAUGAUAGAUUUAUUAAUACAAAACUGAAGAUAAACGGUUAAGACUCUUCUUCUGUAUCGUUUUGAAUUUAUAAGGUAUAAUACGUUUGAAAAAUUAUUUCGUUUAUCGAAAACAAAUUAAUAUUUAGAGUCGUCGUCAAAGGACAAUUCUCAGUUAGAAACGAUCUAUGAAUUCGUAAUAACGUUAGAACAGUAAUAAGGGCACACAAAAAUUUCGGGAAACAAAUAAUCAGAUUUUCUUCUUGAUUGUCAAUAUAUUUUUAUUAUUUUGGCAAUACAUUUUUAAUCUAUAUUAUUUUAGACGCAUUAAGGAGAUAUACGUAUAAAAAAAAAAGAAAUGGAAGAGGAAAGUAAGUAUCAACGAUGGUAUUUCAAUAUUUCAAUAUUUGUCUAUUUUCGUUGUUAAUUAGCAAAAUUAAUGACGUCUAAUAAAUACGAAUGAAAGGUGUAAGAUAUUUUUUCUAUUGAUUUUUGUAGAAGUAAACUUAAGUAAUUAUCCGGACUGUACAGUUCUUUCAACAUCGAUUAAAUUUAAAAAAGUAUACGAAUCUUUGAACAAUAAAUAUAAAACGUGUCUGACCAACAAUAAAUCAAUUUGUAAUAAUCAAAAGCAAAAAAAGGUAAAGAGGUAUUUUAACGAUGAUUUAGAUAACAUUAAAUAUUCUCGGGAAGAUGUAAAUAAAGAAAAUUUCAAAUGUAAUGCUGCUGAAGAACAAAAUAUUCAGCCUACCGAUUCAAAUUGUGUCAAAAAUACAAAUACUACGGACUUGUUUAAAAAUAACGUUCCUUUAAGUAUUUUAAUAAAGCAGAUGGUGGAUGAGGCUUUUGGAAAACCUUUGAACAUCAUCAACGUUAAAAAAGAAAACGUUAAAGAAGUAAAUUUGCACAAUACAAAUGAUAAAAUCAAUAAUACUGAGCAAUCAUUGGAAUUAAUAACAGAAAAUAAAGAUAGCAUAGAUUCGACAAAUGAUACUGCAUCUUCUAACGAAACUUUUUUGGAUCGUGUGAAAUGCGAUGAUAAAUUAAUUUCCAUAGAAGAAGAAUCGGAGAAUUCUUUGUCUAAUUACAAUAUUGUUGAAAAUACGGGAAUGCAUUUAAGUAAAUUAUUAAAAUUCGAUGCAGAGUCCAAUAAUCGAAUAAAUAAAGAUAACAAUAUUGCGUCUUUAAAAGACAAUAAUGACAAUUCAACAAUUAUCGCUAAAAUUAGUAAAGAUAUUUUUAAUUCUUCUGUUUUAUUUAAUACAGAGGAAAAUAAGGAAGAGAAACUCGAUGAUUCUUUGUAUUUUAGGGAUUUCGUGAAAAUAAAAUCGUUACUGAUAGAUCAAAAAACGAAUAUCGACAAUAAAUUCGUAGCACUGGAAACUGCGAACGACUCUACGAAUAAUUUGAGUUUCGAAAUAAAUGAGGACCAAACUAUGAAUAUUUUUAAUAUUUCGAAUGACAAAAACACCGUAGAAAACAAAGAAUCGUUUAAUGAACAAUCAAACUUAUCAAAAAGGGAGGAAAUGAAGGAAAUCUCUUCGUUUAAUGAUAAUUCGAUUAACACUGAUCCGUCUACGAAGAAAAAGCAAAAAUUCAUCAAUGAAGUUACUGUUAAUUUGCGAACACCUUGCAAAAGACGUGAAUUUACCACGUUUUGUCACAUUUCUUUGUCUAAACGUACACCGAAAUUAUCUAUGAAUACAAGAACUGUUAUUCCUCGCAAGAAUUAUACAGUAUUAACAAAUAAACCGAUUAAGCAUGCGAAUAUUUCUUCAACGGACUUUGCAAACGCAUCGAAAAAGAAAAUAACAUCAAAAAUCCCAAAACUUCAACAACAAAAUCAAGCAAAGCUAUUUAAAUCGCGUGACAUAAAUAAAAAACAACAGAUAUUGAUACCACAAUUAAUACUCACACCUGCCACUCCUGAGUAA